CCCGCCCUCCCGCCGGGGUGACGCGGAUCCGGAGCGGGCGGGCUGGCGUGCGGGCUGGGACAGCCAUGGCGGACACACUGAGCCAGCUGUACCUCGGGGCGGGGCUGACGGUCCUGUCGCACCCGCUCAUGUACGUCAAGGUGCUCAUUCAGGUUGGUCAUGAACCCUUGGCUCCUUCUAUGGGCCGUAACAUCUUUGGCCGGCCAGUUCUCCAGCUGCCUGGACUCUUUGCUUACGCCAAACAUAUUGUGAAAAUUGAUGGAAAGCGAGGCCUGUUUAAAGGCCUAACUUCCCGGCUGUGUGCAGGAGCCAUCGGGACAGUCGUACAUAGCAAGGUGCUGCAGAGCUAUCGAAACAUGAAAAAUAGUGAGUGCUCAGAAUUGGGAAAAAAUGCAGAUCCUUCAUCGUUGUAUCAUGUGUUUGAAGAGACAACACGGGAGAUGAUUGCUCGCUCCACAGCUACUCUUGUCACCCACCCCUUCCACGUGAUCACCUUGAGGUGUAUGAUACAGUUCAUUGGGCGAGAAACCAAGUACAGUGGGAUAUUCAAUUCAGUAGUAACAAUCUAUCGGGAAGAAGGAAUUUUAGGCUUCCUUGCUGGCCUGAUUCCUCGACUCCUGGGCGACGUGAUUUCUUUGUGGCUUUGCAAUUUGUUAGCAUAUUUUAUCAACACCUACAUUCUGGAGCCUCCCAGCCAGGUCUCUCAGAUUGGGGAGUUGAGAAGUUACUCACAGGCUAUAACUGGGUUCCUGGCCAGUAUGCUGACCUACCCCUUUGUCCUUGUCUCCAAUCUGAUGGCAGUCAACAAUUGUGGUCUGGUUGGUGGUCUCCCUCCCUAUGCUGCCGUGUACAGUUCAUGGAUUAACUGUUGGCGCCAGUUGAGCAGAGAGGGGAAUAUGAGCCGAGGAAACAGUCUGUUUUUCCGGAAGGCUCCAGCUGGGCGGAUGUAUGCACUUGACCAGAAACGAUUUGUGUAGAUGCAUGUGGCUUGGAGCUGUGAUUGGGAAAGGUUGGGGUUGUGGGCGAAGAUGGUGGGGGGAGGGGGGGGGGGGUUGGGGAAUGUGGGACCUGAUUUGUAUGAUUUUGUUUACAAUGACGUACCUGCAGUUUUUAAUGAUGUAUUGUUGAUCCACACUGGCACAAUGUGUUUUAUGAUGGAAUCAGAUGGUCUGAUUGAAAAGGGAAAUAGUUUUAUUUUAAUUCCCUUGAUGUUAACCAGGGAUUAGCAUGAGUGACCUUUGUGAGGUAUGACAGGGUGUGCCAUGCCGUUGGGAAUGAGGCACUCAGCCAAGAUGGCAGCACCAUUCUAUAUAAAAUAACAAGACGGCAUGGGACAGGGAAGGGAGUUCUGUGGCACGCUUCCCCUACUUUUGCUAUUUCAAUGGUGACUGUUUAAUGGAGACAGGAUCUCCAAAGGUUUAUGUGCUGGAGUGAUUCUCUUUCUCACUCUCUCUCUCCACAAUUCUACUCCUCACCAGGAGAGGGGACAGUACUGAAGACAUUAACACUUCAUCUCUUUGUCCAUGUGUCAGCUUAGUGGACCUCCGAGGAGAGCAGCUAAGCCUGAUCCUGUCCAGGAUGUGCUGCAUCAUGGUUUUGUACUUGGUCCCCAACUCAAUGGUGCACUGAAGUAUAACCUGCAAGUAGCUAAAUUGGCGAUGACCAUGGAUCUCAGCAUGCUACGUGGCAUUGCAUGUACCGUAUAGACCCACACGGAGAGGCAGACAUGGGUUCCUCAAUUCUAUUUAUAAUUUAGUUUUAUGUUCCUAUAAUCUUGAAACCGAAAUUCCAGUCAGCUGACACCAGAUGGAGAGUUGGCUGGUGUGAAUGUUUCCAUACCUGGUGCUUCAACCCCUGGGACAGCUCUUGUCUCCAGUGACUGUCCCCACCAGCAGUGAGAAGUGGCAUACAGCCCCAGUGCUGCACUCGUGUCUCUCUAACUGAGGUGCCAGUUAACAACAGACCUGUCAGACUAGGGUGCAUUAACUGCCAUGUGUUGAUCUGUUCAUAAAGCAGGUUUGUGCGCUCUGAGUUUUCCAACAUUGUAUGAUACGCUAAUAGUGGCUCCUGUCCAGGCUAUACAGAGUGUUGUCAAACACUAAACCACUUUGCUUGUACCAUAUGUGUUAUUCAGUUAAGCCCAAUUCAGAAGAUCUGUGUCUUGAACCGAUUAAAAUGAUUGACUACAAUACAAAGAGAUGAUUUCAACCUCUUCUCAACCCAAAUUUAGAGGUAUGUAAUUCCCUCCACUAUAUUCUGCAUUGAUUACUGCACAGGCUAUCUAUCACUCACCAUCUUCUGCACGCAAUGUACAAGAGGUUAAAGUUAAUAUAAUGGUUCAUUCCAAAUCAAUGUUAGAUAUAGUGUGGAGCAGAUCAAGUCUGCCACCUCCAUGAAGGGAAAAAUCAGGAAGGGUAUAUCUAUGGGCGACUUCCACAACCCAAUACAUGUUAAGAAACCUGUGUGGUUUUGAAGUGAAAGUAAUGUAAUUCAACAGGUUCAGCAAUGUGGGGAACUAGGAGUUAUUGCAAACGGGAUUUAAAUAAGGCUAAGAAUUAUACAAGACAAAUGAAUGGUUCUCCGUCCCCUUUUUGUCAGUUCACCUGUUCUGGAAUUUAAGGUUGGACAAAGUCAGCAUCUUGACAUAACUACUUAACAGUCUUAUGAUACUGUUAAGUGAAUUAGAGGAUACAUCUCAGAGUAUCAGAAUAAGUGAUUAGAAGGCAGCACGCAUGCAGCGCAAGUAGUUAAAACCCGCAUGUACAGAUUAAUUAUAAUUUUAAAUGGCUUUGCUAAGAAAUUGAAAGUGAACUAGAGGAAUGGCCACAGCAGUGGCCCUGGGGGUUGUUCUGAUCAUAGACUGAUCUGUCACACACAAUUGAGUGGACCACUAUUACUGUGCCUGACACUGAGGGGAUCCCUGACUUUGUUGGAUGGGCAUGAGAAUAAAGAAUAAUUUACAAAUUC
Molecule: messenger RNA, 2967 nt
Organism: Amblyraja radiata (thorny skate)
Lineage: Eukaryota; Metazoa; Chordata; Chondrichthyes; Rajiformes; Rajidae
Gene: mtch2
Product: mitochondrial carrier homolog 2
Exons: 13
Coding region: 66-977 (303 amino acids)
Biological process (GO): positive regulation of apoptotic process
Cellular component (GO): membrane; mitochondrion
Source: RefSeq, a predicted model, not a curated record